Messenger RNA from Macadamia integrifolia, 1095 nucleotides. RefSeq lists its product as uncharacterized. Bases 1 to 1095 code for a protein of 364 amino acids. The record is from RefSeq and is a predicted model, not a curated record. The transcript is spliced from 3 exons. Lineage: Eukaryota; Viridiplantae; Streptophyta; Magnoliopsida; Proteales; Proteaceae.
AUGAGUGAUUCUCUUGAAAGUGGAAUGGGUUCCACAAGUAGUACACCUUCUAUGCCUCAGAUUAGGAGUACACAUCAACCCACAAUGGUAGAGAUGGCUGCUAAACAAGACAAGAAGUCAUUAGACAUGUUGAAAAAUUCUUUUAUUGAGAUGCUAAGGGGUGCAUGUGCAUAUGGUACAAGUUAUGUUGUACCUAGUUAUAGCAAUCUUCGGACCAGUUUGAUUACUAGAAAAAAAGCAGAAAUCAUGCAAUAUGUUAGCAACAUAAAGGCGACAUGGGGUAUUAUAGAUUGCACAAUUAUGUCUGAUUCUUGGACUGACAUAAAGAAGAGGUCGUGGGUCAAUGUAAUUGCUUACUCUCCUGGAGGUGCUGUGUUUUUGAAAUGUAUUGAGUGCGGUAUAAAUAGAUUAAUUUCAACAGUUAUUUUCAAUGAAAUUUCUGAUGUCGUUGAAAAAGUUGGACCAAACAAUGUUGUGCAAUUUAUUUCAGAUAAUGAUAUUCACAAAAAAGUUAAAUGGGUGAGGGAAGUUAUAGAAGAUGGAAAACUUGUAGUGCAUUAUAUUCACAGGCACAGAGAUAUUGUAGCAUUGAUGAGGAAAUUCACCAAUAAUAGAGAUAUCAAGCAGUCUUGCAAAACAAGGUUUGGUACUUAUUUUUUUAUGCUGCGGUCUCUUAUUGUUGUUGAGAAUGAGUUGAGGCUUUUUGUUGCAUCAUCUGAGUGGAGAGCCUUUCAAUUCAAUAGAGCUGAAAUGGCAGUGAGAACUGUUAGGAUAAUUCAAUCAGAUACAUUUUGGGAGGAGGCAAAGGAAGUUGUUGCUUUGAUGGAGCCACUUAUUCGUAUUCUUUGCCUUGUUGAUUCAGAUGGUUCUACUACAGGUUACUUAUAUGAAGCAACAGAAAGGGCAAAAGAAACAUUGAGGAAAUUUGUAGAGAAUGAUGGAGGGAAGUAUUUAGCCAUAAUGGACUUGUUUCAAUUUAGGUUAGAGAAUAACAUUAUUCAUCGUGUUCAUGUCUUUGGUGCACUUUUGAAGCCUUCUAUUAUGUUUGGUGGUCGACUUGAUAUUGAUGGAACUAAAUUUAUGAAUGCACAAUAA